AUGGCCAAGACAGUCGUGAUCCUGGGAGGAUCGUAUGCCGGGCUUCAUGUUGCUCAUUAUCUGCUCAAGCAGAAGAUUCCUGACGUUAAGGUCAUCCUUGUGUCGAAGAGCUCGCACUUCUACUGGAACAUGGCGUCCGUCCGCGCUAUCGUCCCAGACCAAAUCACAGAUGAGCAGCUCUUCCAGCCACUCUCCGCCGCGCUCGAGCGAUAUCCCAAGGAUAGCUACGAGAUCAUCGUGGGCGCAGCCGGCAAGGUCGACACCAGCUCCAAGACCGUCCUCGUGUCGCUCCCGGGCUCGUCGCGGUCUCUGAACUACGACCAGCUCGUGGUCGCGACCGGCUCGCGGUCCACGACUUCCAGCGUGCCCUGGAAAAUACUGGACAGCUACGACGAGACGGUGUCGAACCUGGACGCGACCCGGGAUCGCGUCAAGGAGGCGAAGCACAUCGUCGUGGCCGGCGCCGGCGCGACCGGCGUCGAGGUCGCGGGCGAGCUCGGGUGCGAGUACGGCAAGAACAAGGAGAUCCACCUGCUCUCGGGCAGCUCGUCGCUCCUCGACGGCGACUCGGUCGGCCCGGCCGCGCUGGCGGAGCUCAAGAAGCUGCACGUCAGCGUCAAGUUCGACGCGCGCGUCACCGGCAGCAAGGAGCUUCCCAACGGCAAGACCGAGGUCUCCCUGCAGAGCGGCGAGACCAUCACCACGGACCUCUACCUGCCGACGAUAGGCAUGCGCGCCAACAGCGAGAUGAUGGACCAGCAGUACCUGACGGACAAGGGGUACGUGAGCGUGGAUGAGCAGUACCGGGUGAAGGGCCUGGAGAAGGAGGGGGUCUGGGCGCUGGGCGACGUCGUGAGCAAGCCAAGGGGCGGCUUCCUCUUCACACAGAAACAGGCGGCAGGCGUGGGCAAGAAUGUUGAGCUCGCUCUUCAAAGCAAGGAGCCGCAGGUUGUGAAGCUGAUGCCCGUAGACAUCAUGGCGUGCGCCGUUGGCAGGAACAGGGGCGCUGGAAGGAUGGGCCCUGUCAAGAUGCUUUCUGUCAUGGUGUGGUUGGCAAAAGGCAAGACAUUAGGCAUCCAACGAAUGCCUGGUUAUAUCAACGGUAGCGUCGCUUAA
Diaporthe amygdali is the source of this 1116-nucleotide messenger RNA. Its product is annotated as fad binding protein. Gene Ontology annotation, cellular component: cytoplasm. The record is from RefSeq and is a predicted model, not a curated record. Gene Ontology annotation, molecular function: electron-transferring-flavoprotein dehydrogenase activity; flavin adenine dinucleotide binding. Lineage: Eukaryota; Fungi; Ascomycota; Sordariomycetes; Diaporthales; Diaporthaceae. The coding region runs from base 1 to 1116 and encodes 371 amino acids. The transcript is spliced from 3 exons.